This is a messenger RNA of Penicillium samsonianum, 1458 nucleotides long. Its product is annotated as FAD-dependent oxidoreductase. NCBI's taxonomy places the organism in Eukaryota, Fungi, Ascomycota, Eurotiomycetes, Eurotiales, Aspergillaceae. The transcript is spliced from 3 exons. Gene Ontology annotation, molecular function: FAD binding. Bases 1 to 1458 code for a protein of 485 amino acids. The record is from RefSeq and is a predicted model, not a curated record.
AUGGCUAUUCCAAACCAACAUUAUGAAGUCGCCAUUUCUGGAGGGGGCAUAGCUGGCGUUACGCUCGCUUUGAUGCUCGAGAAACUCAAGAUCAGCUACAUUCUUUUCGAGGGUCGUGACACCCUCGAGUCGGACAGAGGCGCCGGUAUUGGUCUACAGCCAAACGGAAUGCGCAUUCUUGACCAGCUAGGCCUCGUGGAAGACAUCGAGCAGGCUACUAUACCCCUCAGAAGGUGGUUCUCCUAUGACAGUGAGGGAAACAUGAUGUCUGAUUCUAGCGUCAUGGGACAGUACCGCGAGAAGAUCGGAUACCCCGUCACCUUUAUAGAACGACCAAAACUUCUUCCAAUCAUGGUGCACCGCAUACAGCAUAUAGAAUGCGUCAGGACGUCGGCACGUGUGAUCUCAAUCGAAGAGACUGAUAACCAUGUCGUUAUUACGACUUCUAGUGGUCUAUCCGCCACGGCGGACAUGGUUGUCGGGGCGGACGGCAUACGCAGUGUCGUACGAGACCAUAUCGACUCCUCGUUACCCGAGAAGAUUGGCUCUGCAGAUGAUUACAUCGGCAUCGGCUUCUCCACCGUCUACGGAAUGUCGUCGCCUACCGAGGGCAUUGCCCCUGGCGAGAGGUUUGCCGUUUAUCGAGAACAGGAGACCAUCAUCGGCUUCACGGGUAAGGACGGUGUUGUGUUCUGGUUCGUCUUUGAGAACCUCAACAAGAACAUCCCGCUCUCUCAUGCGCCGCGAUACACUGAGGCUGAGGCCGAAGCACUCUGCCAGGCCGUCGCCCAUGUCCGAGUUACACCACUGCUCAAGUUCGGAGACCUCUUCAAGAACCGAGUCGUGGCUGUUAAGAUUGCGGUUGAGGAAGGCGUGGCAAAAGGAUGGCACACGGACCGUGCCGUCAUCGUCGGCGACGCGGCCUGCAAGACGACCCCAGCAGGUGGCCAAGGUGCCAACCAGGCCAUAGAGUCGUGCGCCGUCUUGGUCAACAAGCUGAUGGAGGCUCGAAAGGCAUCUGUGCCUGGUGAGAAGCUAUCGCGCGAGGCUGUCAAGUCCGCCUUGGCUAGUUAUGCCCAGGUGCGAGCGCAGUCAGCUGCCAUGAUCUCGGAGAGGUCUCAGAUGGUCUGCAGUGCACUGCUUUGCAUUCCGGGACCAGCCGCUGCCAUGGUCAAGGGCAUGGUGAACCUAAGCGAUGAAGAUUGGCUUCUGCGCGCGUUCAUGGCACUGUCGACCGCGCCGGUGCUGGAGGAUAUUGAGCUUACUGCUCGAGGACACCUCUACAACAAGACAGUAAAGGCGGCGCAGGUCGAGACGGAAAGGCGCCGUAGCGCAACUAGCGCAGCGGUAGGAGUGGAACAGAAAAGAAAAAUUGGAACACCGACUAAUGAGCAAAGCGAGAUUCAGGACCUUGUCGGCCUGGUGCAAGAGGCGAACAAAUUGGUGGAAGUAUCUUAG